UCUGAACCCUACCCCAGAGUUCUCAUGUUGUCCUACCUCGAUCUACCUCGAGCAGUUGUCCUGUGGAAUCCACUCUAUGAAAACUUACACUUUAAUGAUGCGGGACUUUCCUCCUGAACUUGUUGUGGCCAUUUUCGCCCAUCUUACUUUAUCCGAGCUGGUAACAUGCCAGUAUGUCUGCCAUAGCUUCAGAGACAUCAUCACUGGCUCUGUGGAAUUGCAGUAUCAGAUGGCGCUCGAGAAAUCCGGCAUGAUUCAUAACCCAAAUAGUGGCAUGUGCGCAUCGGAUUGCCUCGAAAUGCUGAAGAAGAGAGAAGAAGCUUGGACCAAAUUUGAACCAAUAUUCAAGAGGAGAGUACAUGUAGAUCAUCGGGAAACAGGCAUCUAUGAAAUAUCAGGUGGAACAUAUUUCCUCGGCGAGUCCAAGCAUACCAGCAUACCGUUUCUACGACUACCCUCAACUCUGGAUGGUGACACUGAGUGGGACAAGCUCCUCGUCGGUUCCGAAAUCGUUGAUAUCGGGAUCGCACUUUACGAACACGAUCUGUUCACUGCCAUAGUUAUGUACGGCUCCCUAUCGGAUCCUUCGCCUCACCUCAAGGUGAAGCUAUAUCAGCUCUCCACAAAGAGCCCUCAUCCCCUCGCCCUUAAUCACACCAUUCCUGUCCACUCUUAUCCCGUUGGUAGGCUUUCCGUCGGCGUCGAGAUCGUCGGCGACCACCUUGUCCUCGUCACGCGCGAGCAUCUUCUCGUGUUACCGGACAAGGUAUACAUCUUCAAUUGGAAGAAAGGUACACUCCUACAUGUUAUUGGAGCACCCAAUCGAUGCUACACCUCCUUCGUCUUCCUCGACCCACUGACUCUCCUCCUUCCAAACGCCCAUAACGCUACCCUUGAAAUAUGGGAAAUUCCCGAGGGGCGAAUGCGUGCCGCUCUGCACCUUCCUCAACUCAAGAUUAACAUGAGUAUCAGCCAUAUGGCUUGUCGAAGCUCACCCAACCCUGGCAGUCUCAGUACCUACCGACCAUUUCACCCAAACCCUGCCGAAUCGCUACUUAUCUUCCAUAUUCACAUCAAUAGCUUUCAUGGGACAUCUACCGUGGUGUUCCUCGUGCAUCGAAAUGCCCUUCUCGACGUUCAUGAGCAGGGGAACAUCGAAUGGGAUGCAUGGGGUCCGCCCUGCACACGGUGGUUUCCAGCCGACCUGAUUGACUGGAUCACGACGACAACCGGGCAUCGAUAUGUCUUAUGUACGCGGCGGGAGAUUUUCUUGUUCGACUUCAAUCCAUGGAGUUUGCGUAGGGCACGCGUUGCUAAAGACGAACUAGAGGCCGUCAUUGACUCAGUUGUGCCUGACAUGCUUCGCAUGGACUUGCCACUUUUCAUGGAGCCAGUCGUGGGUAAUCUUCCGUUUGUCAUGAAAUGCCUGUCCCACCGUCACGUCCACGGGGUUCUGAUGGAUGAGGAAAGGAUUAUAGGACUGAUACGAGACGGCCGCGGUAUCACUGACCUCGAUGUAAUGUAUUUUGGUUGAUUUGUAUUUAACUCUGGCAAUACUAUCUUUCUUCUCCCGCCACAUUCC
Messenger RNA from Guyanagaster necrorhizus, 1582 nucleotides. RefSeq lists its product as uncharacterized. The coding region runs from base 77 to 1534 and encodes 485 amino acids. Gene Ontology annotation, molecular function: protein binding. NCBI's taxonomy places the organism in Eukaryota, Fungi, Basidiomycota, Agaricomycetes, Agaricales, Physalacriaceae. The transcript has 3 exons. The record is from RefSeq and is a predicted model, not a curated record.